This is a messenger RNA of Lolium rigidum, 934 nucleotides long. RefSeq lists its product as uncharacterized. NCBI's taxonomy places the organism in Eukaryota, Viridiplantae, Streptophyta, Magnoliopsida, Poales, Poaceae. Bases 67 to 768 code for a protein of 233 amino acids. The record is from RefSeq and is a predicted model, not a curated record. The transcript has a single exon.
CGGUCUCUUCCCCCAUCCGAGUCUAGAAGCUUCUGGAAGACAGUUGGCAAGUUCUCUUCUCGCGUCAUGGGCAACCGCCUCUCCCCGUGCUUGAGCACCCCGGCCACGGCCCCCGCGGCGGUGAGGCUGGUGUACUGGGGCGGGCGGACGCGGGUGCUGCUCGUCAACGAAGAGGAGGACGACAGCCUCGACGGCGAGGGGUGCUCCACGGCGGGGGACGUGGCGGCCGAGCUGCUCCCGGCCGGCGCCCACGUCGUGUGCCCGUCCGACAGCUUCUUCGUCGGCCUGCCCAUCCCGAUCACGCCGCCUGCCGAGCGGCUCCUGCCGGGGCGCACCUACUUCGUCCUCCCCGCCGCGCGCUUUCCCUCCUGCGACGGCAAGGCGCCGGUGCUCACCGCCGCCACGAUCGCCGCGCUGUCGGCCGCGCCGGGGGGCAAGAAGCGGGUGUCCCUCGCCGGCCCCGGCGAGUGCCCGUUCGAGUAUGUCAAGGGCGGCGAGGACGGCGCCGCGCCGCUCAUCAGGGUCCUCCCGGAGUUCAUCGAGAAGGUGAUCACCUGCUGCGGUGCCAGUGACGGCGCUGUCCGGCGCGGCAAGUGCGGCGUCGCGGCUGCUGCGGCAUCGGCGACGGAGCUGUGCAGCACGCCCGAGCUCAAGAGGCACUACGCGCAGCUCGUCGGGCCGAGGACCAGGACCUGGUCGCCCAGGCUGGAGACCAUAUCGGAGCGCGGCAAGAGGCGGAUGUUCCUGUCGCCGGCCAGGCUGAACUAAUUAAUUGAUGUAAAUAGAUGUUCAUUCAGAUUAACGGUAGGUAGAGCUAAGAGAUCAAUAAAUAGUUAGAAAGGAUCAGGGAUAAAUUCCGAACACAAAUGUACAAAGAUUUUCUGAAACUGAGAUUAUUGUUUAUACAGUAAUGUGGCAAGUAUAAUUUUCAGUA